ACUCGUUGUAAGUUGAAAGUAAUGGAUAAUAUGGCUAAAGUCUAAAUACAUGAAAUUAACUUAGGGAUCCUAAUGAGGUUUAGGUAUUAUUAUCGAUGAAACAAUUUAACUUGCCUUAAACAUGCUAUCAAAUACUUGUAAAUAAGUACAUAACACUAUUUUGGUUUUCCCAUUUGUCACAAAUUACAUUCAUUAUGAUGAUAAUUACCGGUAAUUCGGUAAUUAAUCAAAAUAAAAUUGUACUUAAAAAAAAACAAAAAAACAUUCAAUUCAAUGACAACAUUGACAUUGACACUACUAAAUGUCACUGUCAAUACUUUUACGUUUUAAUACACUACUUUUUUUUUUUACUAACAAUAACUGUUCAAUAUCAACAUAAUCAUAUAGUUGACAUUGGUCAUAUUCAUAUGUAGGCAUAGGCUAUAGCUAUACCGUACGUAAUUAUAAUUAAUAAUACUUUUUACUAUUUAGAAAAUUGGCACUAUCUUAUUCACUCCACAGUACAGUCACGCUGCCUUGACGUUGCCAUUAUUGCUCUUUGACAUCAAACAAAAAGUUUGUAUAGAUUUUUCAACAUGUGAAUCAUGUUCAUGUGAUAUUAUUUAGAGACUAGUUGUUCAAAUACUUGUUUAGAUUAGAAUGGGUGGGCGAGGUCAAUAUUUUUACAAAGCUGUUUUUAAAUGAAUAAUUAUGUCAUGUUUCUUUUUGAUAACUUUUAUGUGAAGCGCUGUGAGACUAGCCUUAGGCUUAGGUACCACGCUAUAUUAUUUUAAGAUCACUUUAAUGACUUUAAUAAUAAUUAUAAAAUGCCAUAACAUUGCUCUAACACUUGUCUUAUCCUUAAAAUCUAAGUACUCUAAUCUUACAUAUUCUUUCCCAGGUAUUGAAACUUAUUUAAGAGGUGAUACACAGGAAUGCAAUCCUUGGAUGUAAAUCUGCUGACAACUUGACCUUGACAUUCUUUGAUAUGGCUAGGCACAGUAAAGUUCAAAUACAAGUUCUCAGCCUUUAUAAACAGUUCCUCAAAGUCACGAAGGACAAACCAAGUUUCCAAGAUUAUAUUAAAAAAGAGUUUCGUAAAAAUGCUGAAUUGCCCAAGACUGAUGUCAUCAAAAUUGAAUAUUUAUUGAGGAGAGGCUGGAGACAAUUAGAUAUGCUCAAGACAAGCAGAGUAUCAAAUGCUGGUGUCUUUGAAAAAGAAGAACCCAAUCUAAAGCAACAAGACAGUAAAUAGUGAUUGAAAUUACUCUUUAUUAUUAUUAAGCAUUAUAAACAUUUAUGAAAUGGGUUUGCUAAAUUUUUAUAGAAAGGUGCUUUGGUCGAGUCCUAUUGGGUCAUACUCUGCUAUCACGUAUGUGCUAAAGCAGGUAUCUCACAGCCCUCAUUCUGAAACCUUGACCAGAUGCAUAAGCUCAUGCCGUGUCUUGAGUUCACCUAAGCUCCAUGAUAUUUCUUGUAAUAACAAGUCUGCUCAAUUAAGACAUGUGCAUGUAUCGAAACUUUUGACUUUGAACAUUCAACCACAAACUGAGCACAAGACUGUUAAUGAGCGGCCUGCACUAAGAAAACCCAAUGAAAGUCAUUCUUUGAAAGAGCUGAGCCCAUUUGCAGAGAAAAUCCCACAAAAACAACUAUAUAAUAAUAUAGUAGAGGAUUUCCCUGAGGGCAUACAGAUGGCAUUUGCUUAUGGUUCUGGUGUUUUCCAGCAACAUAACAGCUUAGAGAAGACUAGGAACAUGCUUGAUUUUAUAUUUGUAGUUGACAAACCAAAGAAAUGGCAUAGUCAAAACUUGGAGAAGCAUUCGCACCAUUACUCAUUCCUGAAAAAAUUUGGACCGCACACUAUAGCCAGGAUUCAGGAAAGGUUGGUUUAUGAAUUAGUUUAAUAGCCUUCAAUUUUAGAGAGUAAUGUUAUUUAUAAAAAUCUUUUCUUUUUUUCAUUUAGUGAUAUCCGAAUAUUCUGACAACUAAAUCAAAAUAUUUUAAUAUUUUCUUUUAGGGUACCUUCAAAUAAUAAAUCUGGCUUGACAAAAUAAUUUCUUAUAAAAUAAGAUUUUAAAAUAUGAUCGAAAGGGUAAUCUGAUACUUAACAGUAUUUUUUAUUGACAGUUUUCACUUUUGUAUGCCUUAAUCACCCAUUUUUAACUGUAGCCAUAACAUUUCAAUUACAGAUAUGGUGCUGGCAUUUACUUUAAUACCUUAGUGCCUAUGCAAGGCCGCUUGAUCAAGUAUGGCGUCAUCAGUACAGCAAGGCUCAUCACUGAUCUACUGGACUGGGAGUCACUCUAUAUUAGUGGUCGAUUGCACAAACCUAUCAGCUUAAUUAUUCUUCCCACAAAUGAGGAUCUUAUAACAGCUAUGAAAGUGGGUUGUUUGUUGUGCAUUGUUGCAAAGUGGUGGUUGACCAGGGUUUCUUUAAAGCCAACUGUACUGCAUCACAAAGUUGUCUAUAUCCUGGCUCAUUUGAACAUAUUCAAAACACAAAAUUGUAAAUUUGGUCUUUUUGUCCAACUCUUCAUAAUCAAGGGAUUUAUUCAUGAGGCCAUUGAGUUUUACUCUUACAUAUUAUUUUGUCUGUAGUUGUUUACUUCACUUGUUUCCACUGUAAAUUAAACAGAUCUAGCAAUAGUAUAUUUAUCACAGACACGGUGGAUUAAGUGAAAUCUUUCAAUUACUUGGUGGUAUUAUCACUUCUACUAAUAUCAUGCUGACUAGCUCUAAAUAUUUUGCAUUGAAUUAAUCUAAGUUUUAACCCAAAGUUCCCAAAUUUUCUCAUUUGACACAGGUGAACCUGAGAAGUGCAGUCCAUGCAGCACUGCUGCUUCUGCCAGAUAUGUUCACCGAAGAACAAUUAUACACAACCAUUACAAGUCUUUCAUAUGCUGGAGAUUUUAGAAUGGGAAUAGCUGAAGAUAACAAUAAGGUUCAUUUGGCUAGCUAUUCUCGUUUAUGAGAUAUCACUUGUGGUUGUUGUUUUUUUUAUGUACCAGUAUGUCAAAUAGUUUGCGUUUGUAAAAACUUAUAAAAUAGGAAAAUACUCUAAAAAACACUUUUUUUUUUUAUUAAGCCCUCAAAAUUUAGCGGGCUUAACUGAAGAAAAUUGUCCUAGCCCUUGCUUUACCUGGAUUGACUUGCCCUUGAGACUAUCUAUCCUUGACCUGCUUGCCUGAAGUACUUUAAAGUUGUGUAUGUUAAUAUUAUCCUAGUUUAAAAUUGUUAAGUGAAUCAGAUUGUUUGUUUAAACUGUCUAUAUUUUUAUUUAAUAUGCUGAUGAUGAAUCUCUACAACAUCAUCAAAACAAAUUUCCAUUUUUGUAUCAAUCAAAGAAUUGUAUCUUAAAAUACCCCUUACCGUAUUAAGAUGUGUAUGACCAGUCUAACUUGUAGUCAGUUGAUAGUUCUUUUUAAAUGUUGUCUAUGGUCGGUCAUGUGAUUUAAUUUAUUGCUUGUUCAUUUAAAGGUAUCCAACAUUGUGAAGCCAAACCUUCAACUCUUCCGACGAAUGUACGGUCCGAUCCUUAGGGAAGAAGAGCAUGUCACCUGGUGGCAAAACGAGGGUCAGUUUGAGCAGGCCUCAACCUUUCAUUCUAGACAUCACCAUUUAAAAUGUUUGCCUGGUCAAGUGCUUUAUGGCCUUCUGAUGCACAAAUUUCAGGUAAAAUUUCUUUUGCAGGGAUUUCUUCUUAUAGAGCCAUAAUGCACAUUUCCCUGUUGAAGUUUUACUGGUGAUAUCUCAAACCUAAAAUCCAUUUUUUUUUUAAAAACAUGAAUUAGAAAGGAGGCAGGACCUUCUGUAAGUUAUGGGGAUUUUUUAUUAGAUGAUUAAUAAGGCAUUUCAUUAAUACUGUUUUUUUGUGUCCUACAAUCAUUUCAUUAAAAUAUCGUUAAUAGUUAAUAAUAAAUAUCGACAAGCUUUUCAGAGAUUUUUUUCAAAUUUUCACAUUUAUAAUUAGACUAAUGAGACUCACAAAAAUUUUUGUGUAAAAUAAACAAUAUAUGUUAAGCUUUAAUUAUGAUUACAUAAUAGACAAAUUCAAAUGUUUGGCAAGUGCCUUUAUCAGUACAACUAGUACAACAAAAAACAUAAUUAUAAUUUUAAAUUAAAUUUACAUAAAUAUAUGUGUAUUACCUAUACCUAAAAAUGAAAGAAAAGAAUAAAAAUGUGCCCAACUCCCUAACAUACCAGUAAACAAAGAUCAGAAGAACGGAAAGAAAGUUUGUUGAAGUGCAAUAUAAAAUCCAAACAAGAAAAAUAUCUUGCAGCUAUGUAAAAUUGUGAAUUUGGUUUAUACCAUAUGGAGUCAAUGUUCCAAAUCUUUUUUAUUAAUUUAUUUUUUAUAUAAAUUCAAUAUGGUGUAUUACUCGCAUACAAUACACCAGUAACUGCAUCGUCCAAUAUUUCAUUAUGGUUUGCACUGUUGAAAUGUUUCAGGACUUGUUUAAUGAUGUUGUACAGGUGCUCUAUGAAACGGUCUCCGCGGUGAUGACCCUUCUCCACCACCUAUUUAAAUGUUCUUCCAAUUAUUUAUAUACUAAUCCUUUAACUUGACAGUCAAUGAUUAUGAUUAUGAACGCCUGGCUUAUAAAAUAAACCUUUCACUUGGCAGAUAGGAGUUUUUCCUGACUUGGAAGAAAUUAUCACACGCCAUGCUUAUGAUUCUGACUGCGGGAAGCAUGUGGCCAGCAGCAUAAGACAUAUUGUGAAAAAGUCCAGUGUAACUCAGACUCUGAAAGGAAUUCUUACAGCUGGAUUCUCAAAGUCUAUCAAAUAUGCUCUCAACAAAGUAUUUAAAAAACUGAAAAGCAAAUAGAGUAAUGCUCCCUUGUGUUUUACUUUAGCUGUUUGCAUGAAGAUUUUUACGUUUUGUACGUUUUUUGUUGCUUAAAAAAGUAUUGUUAAAUUAAAAGUAAAUAAUCUCAAGCCAAAAUGCAUGAAUCCAAUACAAAAGUGAAAACUAUAUUUGUUAAGAAAUACAAUCAUAGGGGAAAUGGAGCCUCAUAAAAAUCAUUUUAUGGAUCAGCAAGAGCUAUGUCAUGGUAACAUUAAUGCAGUACAUGGAUGAGAUAAUUUUGAUUGAAAGUUAAAAUUUCAAUGGGUAAAGUUGUUAAUAAUUAUUGUUUAAACAAAUGUACAGAUUUUUUUAAUGGGGGGGGGGGGGUCGCUGUUCUGUAGUGGUACCACAGGCAUUUCAAUGUACCAGAUAAUAUACCCCUGAAGCCAUUUGCAAUCCACCUUGGCUCUCACUACAGGAAGUGAAAUAAACAAAUUGUUCAAACAUAUCUAGAAAUCUACAUGAUCCAUGUUUUGAGAGGUAAAGGAAUAAUGUUCGAAAAUUAUUUUUGAGUAUAGUAAAUUGUUUUAUCUUUAAUCAAGGAUAAAGCAGUUCAAAUUAGUUUUAAAACUUGAUUAUUUAUUUGUUGGGAAAAAAUUCAAUGAUUUUGUUUUUGUUUUUUUUGUUUGUUAUCUUUCCCCUGGAUUGUGCUUAAUUGUUAGAAAUUAUUCUUUAUUUGAAAUUGUUGUUGAAAAUUAUGCAAUGUUAAAAAAAUAUAUUUGUUACUGGACAAUUUCUUUUUUUAAAAAUAAAUUUGAUAUUUUAUUCUUAUAAACACAGUAACAAAUUAAAGGCUUAAGAUAUCCCAUUUAUGAUUGUCUUGGUUAAAACUUUUCUAUUGCUGGAGUAAAUUACUGAGAGUUCAGUCAGAUUUGGGUUAUAUAGCCAUCAUUUAUUAAUAUGUUAAAUGACAUUGAAUAUUCCUGCAUUAAAUCCCCCCAAGCGUUGCACAGAUGCCAGUACAUGGAUGCAGCAACAAACACAACCAGAACCAGAACAUUACUUGCAUUUCAAUACUUAAAGCAUGAUCAAAUGAAAAUGGUACCGGUAUCAAUAUUUAUGUUUUGUAGCAAAAUUAUGUGCAACAUACAUUCAUUCAGAACUAUUAUGUUCCUGACAUCAUUGCAACAAAAUCAAAGAAUGCAAAAGUUCUUAACAAUUCAGCCCGACAAUAAGUUAAAUUUAUAGUAAAUUUGUUUUUCUUAUUUUCAAUCGUUACUAGUAGGGAAAGUAAAAAUAAUAAGUAGGAUUUUGAUACCAACUUAUCACGAUUCUGUGUUGCCAUUGAUCUUUUUUUUUAAAUUUAAGUUUGGACCAACCUUUUGGGGUUAUUUUUUCCUCACUCACUUAGAGAAGAUCCACAUUAUUUACUAACUGUUGUUUUUUUAAAAAUAAUUUUCUAAUACAUAUGUAUUUUAUUUAUUUUUAUUUCUAAUCCAGUGUUAUCCCCAAACAAGUCAUAUAAUUUUCUGAUUAAAAAAAUGACUGAUCAUAAGAAUUUUGUUUUGCAUAAUUUCAAGUGCUCAAAAGUUCUAAAUGCUGGCUCAAAAGUUUCUAAAUGCAU
Molecule: messenger RNA, 6395 nt
Organism: Lymnaea stagnalis (great pond snail)
Lineage: Eukaryota; Metazoa; Mollusca; Gastropoda; Lymnaeidae
Source: the annotation of a GenBank genome assembly